Molecule: messenger RNA, 6640 nt
Organism: Malurus melanocephalus (red-backed fairy wren)
Lineage: Eukaryota; Metazoa; Chordata; Aves; Passeriformes; Maluridae
Gene: RASGEF1B
Product: RasGEF domain family member 1B
Exons: 14
Coding region: 223-1644 (473 amino acids)
Biological process (GO): positive regulation of GTPase activity; Ras protein signal transduction
Cellular component (GO): plasma membrane
Molecular function (GO): guanyl-nucleotide exchange factor activity
Source: RefSeq, a predicted model, not a curated record
UGUGAUGGUUUGGAGGAAAACAUCACUGCUGUUCGCUUGCCUUGAAACUUCUGACCUCAGAAUGCAGCAAUCCAUCAGCUGAUUGAGGAGCAGCAUCUCUGCUGCCACUCAGCACUGGAGGAGCUGGGAUGGUGAACUCCUCCAGUGUGAGGAGCUCUGCACCUUGCUGGUGGGUGGAAGCCCUGACAAACCAGUCUGCAGCUGGCUGAUUAGAGAGGGAAAAUGCCACAAACACCUCCCUUCGCAGCGAUGUUUGACAGCAGCGGCUACAACAGGAACCUGUACCAGACCAAAGAGGACAACUGUGGAGGGCUCUGUUACCACGACAACAAUCUGCUCUCGGGGUCUCUGGAAGCUCUGAUCCAGCACUUGGUGCCCAACGUGGAUUACUACCCUGAUAGGACGUACAUCUUCACCUUCCUGCUCAGCUCCCGUCUCUUCAUGCACCCCUACGAGCUCAUGGCCAAAGUCUGCCAACUCUGCGUUGAGCAGCAGAGACUCAGUGACCCUGGCCUGGACAAGAACUGGACACAAAAGAUUGCACCAAAAAUCCUACAGCUGUUGACUGAAUGGACAGAGACUUUUCCUUAUGAUUUCCGAGAUGAAAGAAUGAUGAGGAACUUAAAGGAGCUGGCGCAAAGAAUAGCCAGUGGGGAUGAGAUGUACCGGAAGAACGUGCAGCAACUCCUCCAGAGCCUGAUUCGGAAGCUGGCCGCCGUUACCCAGUAUGAGGAGGUGCUUGCAAAAAUUGAUGCCACCACAUCCACAGAUCGCCUGACCCUCCUAAAGACCAAGCCCCAGUCCAUCCAGAGGGACAUAAUCACAGUCUGCAAUGAUCCCUACGUGUUGGCUCAGCAGCUGACGCACAUAGAGCUUGAGAGACUCAAUUACAUUGGACCAGAAGAAUUUAUCCAGGCGUUUGUGCAAAAGGAUCCUUUGAAUAAUGACAAGAGCUGCUAUGGAGAGCGAAAGAAGGCUCGGAAUCUUGAAGCCUACGUGGAGUGGUUUAACAGGCUCAGUUACUUGGUUGCAACAGAAAUCUGUAUGCCCGUGAAGAAGAAGCACAGAGCAAGAGUGAUAGAAUAUUUCAUUGAUGUGGCACGGGAAUGUUUUAACAUUGGCAACUUCAAUUCCCUAAUGGCUAUUAUUUCUGGCAUGAACAUGAGUCCUGUGUCUCGACUAAAGAAAACAUGGGCCAAAGUGAAGACAGCCAAAUUUGAUAUCCUUGAGCAUCAGAUGGACCCUUCUAGCAAUUUUUAUAAUUACCGAACUGCUCUGCGUGGAGCCACUCAGAGGUCCCUGACAGCUCACAGCAACAGAGAGAAGAUCGUGAUUCCUUUCUUCAGCCUCYUGAUCAAAGACAUUUACUUCCUCAAUGAGGGUUGUGCCAACCGCCUUCCGAAUGGUCACGUCAAUUUUGAAAAAUUUUGGGAGUUGGCAAAGCAAGUCAGUGAAUUUAUGGCCUGGAAGCAAGUGGAGUGUCCUUUUGAAAGGGAUUGGAAGAUUCUGCAGUACUUGCUGACUGUCCCAGUCUUCAGUGAUGAUGCACUUUACUUGGCUUCCUAUGAAAGCGAAAGUCCCGAGAACCACAUUGAAAAGGACAGAUGGAAGACACUGAGGUCAGCGCUGCUGGGCAGAGUSUAGAGCACACGGUGUCUGCUGUUGCUGUGCUGUGCGGAUUGCCGAGGGGCAUGGCUUGGAUUAUUUCCCUGUGCGCUGAGUGGCACUCAGAAUGAUGAAAGAUGUGCAGUCAGUUGCGAUAUCGUGGCAGCAAAGAUGAAAGAAGUUAAUUCAAGAACAAACAGGCAGCUUCGCCCAUCUGCCAGAUGAGAUGAAAUCACAGCCCACUCAGCUGGGAUUCAGGCUGAAGUAUUGAUUGAGAAUCCUUUGAAGAUCUCAGAUGCYGCCCAUGAAUCAUUUCACACCUGGAUGGAAUAUUCUUCCUUUCCUUUCGCUGCAGCUUGUGCUACAAGGACUCUGCAGAGCUGCUUCAAGGACUCACGGGAGUUAUGGAGGGGAAAUAUUCACCAUUCCUUGCAGUGAMACCCAAGUCUGCAUUGAAGAGCUCCCAUUCCUGAUAAGCUGAAUAUAUCCCAGAARUCUGGGAUUACUAAGAAGGGAAAGAAAUGGACACAACAAAUUGGCUGCUGAGGAGAAUUUCUCCCUACCACUGUAAUGGUGGCUGGGUUUUUUUUUCUUUUUCCAAUGUGUUUUUGAGUUGGCUGCUGGCAGACAAACUCAUUAUUAUUCUAAGUUAUUUAAAAAAUAUAAAGUAAUAAAAAUCAAGGCUGUGGUAGAAAAUACACCUGCUAUGAAAGGAUAGUAGCUCUACAACUUCUAGGGAGGCUUUUUYUGUAGUUCAGUUCUUUAAAACUAACCACUACAUGUUACAGACAUUCUUAUUUUUACUGUGCGGUUUUGUUACUCCUWAUUUUCCAUACUUGGCCUUCUUCUUAUAUUAGGUUGGACAAGCUGGCUUUUCUAGAAUAGUCCUUGAGAAACUGGCAUACAAACUGUUUUGAAAUAUGAGAGUGUGUUUUUAUUAAGUAAUUUUUAUAACUGCUUUUUUUUGAAAGGGUAACAGUGGAGAACACAAUCCACUUUGAUUGAAAUAGCAAGAUGACAAAAAGAAAAAAAGAGGCUUCUUCUCAACUCCAGCUAUGAACAAAACAGUCUUCCUGUGUGUUUGCUUUAGGGAUUAUAUUUAUGACUGUGAAGUAGUUUGCUGUGUUACACACCUAAUAAGUUUUUAGUAACUCUGAAUACUUAGUCACUCUACCUGUCCUAGGAGGAACCUGACUGAAAAAAAAUACUGAACAGAACUGUAGCUAUAGAUCACCCUGGAUACAAAAAUCAAUAAGCAAAGUACAUCCUUGGCAAAAAAAGAAAUAAAACAAACAAACUUAUUUGCAAUUAUUCUGCUACUGUUGUNAAAAAAAAAAAAAAAAAAAAAAAAAAAAAAGUAAAAAUAAAUAUAUUUAUUUGUUGCACUGCAUCUCUUGAGUUUCCAGGUAAGGUGGUUUUUAUGUUCCAUCCAUGCCUUUUUUCCAUCCAUGCCUUUUCAGGAAAAUAUUUUAAUUUUGAAUUCUGUAGUAACAUGCUGAAAAGCCUUCAUUAAGGGGGGGGGUACUGUCCUUUGCUGGUACCGGGGGCUGGGAGUCACUGAGUUACAUAUUCCACGAGGAGCAGCAACAGGGCCUCGAGCCUGACAGAGAAGGUUUCCUCUCCUCCUUUCCCAUUCCCUCAGCUGGGGUGAAGGAGAAAGAAGAGACCAGCUCUUGGAAAGGAGAAAGCUGCUUCUGCUGUGCACAGAUUUGCCUCCCAGCUUUCAUCAGGUGAGGUUUUUCCCAUUUUCCUCUCUACAUCUUUCCCCUGUUUUUGAGGUUUGUGCCUGGUGCUUGAAAGGGGAAUGCAAAUCCCCAACCUCUGGCAAGCCAGAGCUGCUCCUUCAGGCAUUAUUUAGCUCAGUGGUUGAUGUUUGAGCUUUACCAYGCACUGUGCCCUCUGCUCCAUCCCUUGGUGCAGCCACCGUGCUGGGCUGUAAUUCUGACCAUGCUGAGCACUGUCGGGCUGCUGAUGCAGCUGGAAACAGCCAUUCACACCUGUCCAUGGUUAAUGGGAGAGAAAAGAACUCAUUCUUCUGCAGUCGAGCUGCUCCCAAAGGAAACAUCACAGGCUCUCAGAAAUGAGGAGUUAUCAGAACUCAUUAACUACAGGCUGAGUGUUCAGGCAGGACUGAAAAUCCCAGCUCAGUGCUGACAGAUGCUCAGUGUUUAAUGGGGACAGAGGCAGCACCGAUGUCUCCUGYACAAAUGGCUCAAACUUUACUCGUUUCUGUGUGGUGCACUUUCUUCUCGUGGCACAGAGACCAAAGCUCCGGCUCUUAUGGAUCCGUAUGAAUCAACUUGCUCAAAAAAGUCUGUAAAUGUCUGGCUAAACCCACAAGAACUACACCAUCCUUACCCUACUAAACAGCUAUUUCCCUGUUCUCCUAUUUGGAAAAAUCUUCAUGGUGUCAUUGUGAAAAGAACAGUCAGAUGAAUGUAAAAAUGCACAAGAGCCUAUUUACAGCUGUCAUGUCUAAAAGAAAAAGUAAGAACCUCUAUAUAGACGUGGGUAUUUUGUAUUUGUGUUGGAUUUUUUGUCAGCCUUCCCAGACAGACUGUUCUUGACAGAGCUGAAACUGGUACUUGAUCUAGCAUUAAAAKAGACAAAUAGGCUAGUAGCAAAAUGUGAUUCAUUUUCCAAGACUUGUGUUMUUCUAGGGAAUAUUCCAUGUCAUUUUGUGAGGCUUUCCUUACCUACACACUUAGUUGUGUGUAGCAUACUCUUGUGGGCUUCCUGUACUAUUUUUGCUGGAAAAGAGGAAUAAUCCUUUUGUAGUGCACCAAUGUCUGCUUUUUCUCCCAGCUCCUCUGUCUGGUCUUGGCAGCCUCCCUGUUUAAAGGGAAGGCAUGUGCUAAGCUGACACUUCACACUCGAAGAACUGAUCRAGUUCAGUGAGCUUAGAAGUGAGAGCUUGGUACCAGGACAGGCAUCAUUUGAUACCCACUGACACUUCGUUGUCAUUGCACUGUGCUGCAUAAAGCUCUUAUGAAAUGUGGGGUUUUUUUUUCUUUUCUUUCCCCUUUAUUAGAAAGUUAUAGCUAGAGUAUGACCCAAAAGGAUGUCUCACUAUGAGCCAAGUAACUACURUGUCCUUUUUGUUCCUUUUCAGGAAGAAAAAUCCAAAAUAUAAUGUGAAUAAAGCAAUUGGCUUUUGUCUGAAUGUGAAGGACUCUGUGGGGCCAGAUUAUCUGCUUUCAUUUAGUUUUUCUCUCCCCUGUCUUGUGAAUUCCAGAGGUUGGAAGGGGAAGUGGUUCUUAGGGGGACUUCCAGCUGCAGGGGAAAGGAGCAUCUGGAGCCAGUGUAUUCCAGGGAGCAAUAAACCAAGUGAAAUACCUUUGGGUGUUACAGCAGGAUCCUCUGCAGGUCCCCAAGUCUGGCCUAGUGGUCAAAAGAUUAAAUAGCUUUCCUGGCAUUGGCCAGUCCUUAUUGUCUGACAACUCAACAGCAUUUGCAUGUGGACUGUAAAUCCACUGCUUUUUAAAUAGGUUUUCCUUGGGAGAAAGGUAUAUAUAGAAAUAAAUAAUUAGGGCUGGGAGAAAAUUAUUUCAGAAGGAGUCAGACUUUCCCUUGACCCCUUCAUCUCUGGACASUUCAGAGAGUUGAAUUUUGCUUUUCCACAGAAGUUAGAAGGGGAUCUGUGAAGUGAUAGAAAAGAGAAUCUCUCUCAUAAGAAAUGAAUUGGCAUCCCUUUCCUGAGGCAUAUCACAAAACUGUGGCCAGCAGUGUUUGAUAGAAAGGAGUGCCAGCAGUAAAAGUUCAGGUCACAGUAGUUCAUUUGACAUGCAUAUGUUGAAUUUCAGGUUUGCUGCCUAAGAAACUCAACUCAGAAAUACCAUAGUGACCGUCUUGUAAAGGGAGUCAGAGAUAUUUAAUAUCUGCUGCCAGGCUUGAGAGGAAAUAACAUCUAAUGUCAUCAAGAGUAAAUUAACAGUAUGACAGCAGAAGUUUACGUGAAAUCCAAGCAAUCAGUAGGAAAAGUUUGGAAAAAUAGCAUGUGAAACAUGAGGUAAAACAAGUAAAGGAUAUUUAUUGGGCUGCAUAUAAAGUUUCUUCCUCUUGCUGUUGCUAGGGUAACAAUCUACUCUGAUGCUAAUAAAGGAGAACAUUACUGUUUCUCCUUAAUUUCUGUUUGAACAAACAUACAAUUUUUUGGGUACUUCUUUCUGUUUGGGAGUUCAGGAUCAGGUCUAGAGGAGGAAGUAGCAGGUGAUGCUCCUUGACCCCUGCGUGACUCAGUUUGAUAAUCAUCAAAAUUAGAACUCAGAGGUUGUUUGCCCCCCAUAAAAAAUGCUUACACCAUUACAUACUCUCAGACAACCUCACAGAGAACAGGUUUCAUUUGAAGAUCUAACCUGAAUUUGGAGGGCUGAGCCUUAAGGAGACCUGAUCUGUAAAUCUCUAUUUCAACAGGUUUAGUGAAAACUUAAAACAGCAAUACAUGUUGAGGUGCUUUUCACAAACGAUUAAUGAAAAUAUAUUCUGGAGUAAUAUUGACAGGGUGUGUCAUUAUUAGAUUAAGUUUCAAAAAAAAAGGUAAGUGUAUGAGGASAGUGUGUCACAGUGUUAGUUAUUUAACAGAUAGAAUUUUUCUUUCCUCGUACAAAAUCAAAUUCAGAUUCAUUCCAGAAGGUUGAUUUCAUAAUAUAGAUUUUCAGGUGCAACUUUUGAUGUGCUAUUCWGUGUUUGUUACRCUUAAGAAACAGUCAGUUGCCACCYUUAGAAGUGAAGUGUGAAUUUAUUUAAGUCCCCUAMAAAUUUUGUUUUAUAUUAUAGUAGCAUACUUGAUUGGAUUGUUUAAGUGCUGCUUUUCUUCUCAAAAAAUAAAGCUCUUUCCUUUUUAUUAACUGCCUUUGGCAGUCAUAGCUACAUAAUGUCUUGUGAAGAGUAUCAGUUGGUGUAUCAGUAUUUAGCUGGCUUUCGGUGAAAGGAAGGGAAGAGCUGCACUUCGGUUAUCUGCAGCACGACUGAGAGAUCAUUUUCAGUUAAGUGUUACACGAUUGUUCUGUUUACAUCCCUUACUUGUAGUCUGCUA